AUGGAGGAGGACAACUUGGACUUGGAAGGCAUGGACAUUCACAGCGGGCUCGACUCGUCGUUCCACUCACCGCCGCACACAUCUGAUCCAGCGGGUCUGAGCAUGGAUGAAACGGACGAUAUUGAUGAUCUGAUCAACAACGUGCGACCACACGACCCACUAGGUACUUUGGAAGAGAAGGAGGCUGAUAUCAAAGAGUUGACACAUUCAUGGGUGACUGAGCGAAUGUCACCAACGCUUCUUCCGACGAAGGAGGCGCUGUUGUUCCGGAUUCUCAAACGUGUGCAGCUUCAGAUCGAGGUGAUUGAGGAGAAGUCGAUAGACAUGAGUCCGGACACAGACGUGAAGCUGGAACUGCUGAUUGUGGAGACGGAGCUGGAGCGUAUCAAGUACCUGAUCCGGUCGUAUCUGCGCGUGCGACUGCUUAAGAUCGAUAACAGCAUGGAGUACUACCAGUCUUCCCCCUUGGACAGAAUGAACAUGUCUCAAACAGAGAGAAUGUAUCUCAACCGGCACUAUGCGCUGUUGAAGAAUCUGUACGCGCAUCAGUUUAUGAACACGUUCCCAGACAGUCUCAAACAGAUGAACGACUCUUCAGGAAGUGCAAGCAUGGUUCAGGAGCCCAACAUGGACCAUCCAGUGUUUGUGCGAGUAGUCAAGGAUACAGGACGAAAGAUUAUCAUUGGAAACGAUUCAGUCAAGCUGCGAAAGGGUAGUAUCGUCGUCAUCAAGUACUCCAUCAUCGUGAAGUAUGUUGAGAGUGGUGAUGUUGUUUUCAUUUGA
Yarrowia lipolytica CLIB122 is the source of this 783-nucleotide messenger RNA. RefSeq lists its product as uncharacterized. Gene Ontology annotation, biological process: double-strand break repair via break-induced replication; DNA-templated DNA replication. NCBI's taxonomy places the organism in Eukaryota, Fungi, Ascomycota, Dipodascomycetes, Dipodascales. Gene Ontology annotation, cellular component: GINS complex. The record is from RefSeq and is a predicted model, not a curated record.